GAGUCGGUUAUAGAACACGCUGGUAUUUUACUAACGAAAUAUGAAUAUAACGUUGUUCUGUUUUGUAAUAGUAUUUGUAGAUAUCAACUGUUUAUAUGUGAAUACAAGGCACAAGGACGUCAAGAGACGGAAUAUACUUCUGAGAAAACUGCAAAGCUUGGAUUAUAAUUUACAAAAUUCAUCACAAACGCAAACAUGGAGCGAAACUCUAGCUGAUGCGUUCGUGAAUCGAAUAUUCACGUUCAACGCGAGAAGCAAUGAGGGAGGAAAUAAUAGCAAUGACGGAACAUACAAAAGGAAUUUAUUUGUGAAACCCUUUACCAUACUAAUCGAAUGGUACAAAGCUAAUAUAUAUGAUAAAUAUAUAAAGAAUAUCACGAUACGAAACAGCGUCAAUAACUUUACGCUGUUACAAAAUAAAACGAUCGAUUUUUCGGACAAUCCGAAGAGUGAUGUGGAAAUUAUUGAACCAGCAUACCGCGGAAAGAUGUGUGAUAAUUGUAGAGAUGCACCUGAUGACAUUGAAGUAAAAACCGAUAACCAGUGUGAAAACGGCUUAGAAAUGGAUGACAGUGGCAACUGUGUUGACAAAAAAGUGUCCAAAUUUAUUCUGGCCAUUCCAUAUCAAUGCCCUAUUGGUUAUAGACGAGACUCGCACGGAUACUGUAGAAUAACGUUGCAAUAAUAUCACGACAUAGUUGAACUGUAAAAUAAAUAAACGAUUUGAAUUUAAGCCGAUCGAAACGAAUCAUCUGGCCCCGAAUGUUUAUUUAGCCAUCACAAAGUAAUUUCUAUCGUGUACCAAACAAGUAUUUUACGUCAGACAAUCGACAGAGUCAAUUUCACGGUGUGCUGGCCACCAAAGAAGUCCGGAUGUACCUGGGAUCAAACGGACAUUCGGAGAAUGACGGUGAACUCACUCGAUACACGUGAACCAAAAAAUAAGGAGACCAAAAUUAUACUGAUCAAACAUUAUCUAUAUGACCAUGAAAUUGUUUCUAGUAAUUUUGUUUUGUUUGUUUGUUUUUUUAUAUAAAUUAAUAAUAACAGUUUCAUACAACCUAAAA
This is a messenger RNA of Danaus plexippus (monarch butterfly), 1067 nucleotides long. RefSeq lists its product as uncharacterized. The transcript is spliced from 2 exons. The coding region runs from base 41 to 685 and encodes 214 amino acids. The record is from RefSeq and is a predicted model, not a curated record. NCBI's taxonomy places the organism in Eukaryota, Metazoa, Arthropoda, Insecta, Lepidoptera, Nymphalidae.